Drosophila serrata is the source of this 882-nucleotide messenger RNA. RefSeq lists its product as uncharacterized. Lineage: Eukaryota; Metazoa; Arthropoda; Insecta; Diptera; Drosophilidae. The record is from RefSeq and is a predicted model, not a curated record.
AUGGAGCUGCCACUUGGGAAGUUACCACUGGGGAUUCUCUUGCUCCAAUUGAUGCUGCUCGUCUCCCCGUCGAUGAUGCAGCAGCAAUUCUUUUACCAUCCCCGCCAGCUCUAUUACGAUGCUCCCCGUCUCCGAAGAUUCGAGUAUGCCGUGCCUGUGGCUCCUCCGACUCCGCCUUUGCACUACCAGCAGCAGACGCCCCACUUUCAGCUUGUGAACUACCGUCCCAACUAUCAGCCCUUGGCCUUGGAAUACCAGCAACAGCAAGUGCCUGCCCCAGCUCCACCUUUACCGCCCCUGUAUACGCAGCAGAGUGUUCAGUACCAGCAACGGGCCAUAGCUCCUCCUCAUGCGGAACUGGCCAAGUAUCGCUACGAGGGAAAUUAUCUGCCAGUCCAGCCCCAGCGUCGCGUUGAGGAGCAACUCCAUCACCAGCAGCAGCAGCAGCAGCAGCAACUGUUGCAGCAACAGCAGCAACAACAGCACCUCUUCAAUGUUCCUCCAGCUCUAUUUACUAGCGAUGUACUUCAUGUGAUACCGCCGAGGAUAGCCAGGUUGCAGGAGCAGCAGCAGCAGCCUUCCCAGCCUCUUCAAGCGGAGCGACCACGAAGAUUUGCUAAGAAUCAGGACACUGAUGUGGCUGAGUCCAAGAGUCAGAGUGAUGGCACCAAAAAGGAAACCAAAUAUUUUCACGACAUUUUCAUGCGCUUCGAUGGCCCCCAUUCGCGGAGUCACGGUCACGUCAUGAAGCACCCAAAGGUCCAGGAAAGGCGCUUCGAGUCGCAACGAAGCACGAAUCGCUACAAGGGCGAGGUGAUUUGGACCGAUCGUCAAGGCGGCCACGGCGAGCACCGCUGGGACAUGGCUCAGGGAAAACUCUGA